AUGAUUGAUCAUCCGAAUCCAUUGAGAAUUUUACCAGUGGCAAUCUUCAUAAUAUUUUUACUAACCGAAGGAUUGUGCCGAAAAUCUCAUUCAAAAAAUAUUAUAUUAGAAAAUGAAGAAGAUGUCAUUGUUUUAACCAAAAAAGGUAGCAAUUUAAAAGUAAAAUGUCAUUAUUCUGAAGGCUACGAGCCCGAUGAUUAUGAAUGGAAAAAAAUUAAAGACAACAGACAUUUUGCGGUUUUACCAACUGAAACUUUGUCCACAUCACAGUGGUUGGAUUUAGUAAAUGUGAGAUUCGAUGAUGAAGGACAAUAUUCUUGCAUAAUGAAUGGUUUUAAAGGGAAUGAAACGUUUUCCGAAAAGCGUGAUUUUGUUUUGAAAACUACAAAUUAUACUAGGGAGCCUUAUGGAAAAAUGAAACCAAAGUUUCAGAAAGUUUUCACGGAGGAUGUACCGUUAUUUGUAAACAGGACACUACAUCUGAAUUGUCCAUUCACAAGUACUAGUGAUACACAGUUUUCUUGGUCUAAAAAUAACGAAUUACUCAAUGAAAAAAAAGCAAUAAUUGAAGGUUUUGGAGCUAUCGAUAAUGAGUACAGUUUAAAGCUUUCAAAAUUGUCAGAUGCUGGAAAUUAUACGUGCGUGGUGAAAAACAAAUACGGUUCAAUCCAAAACCAAUUCACUGUAAUUGUUUACGAUGAUGAAAACAAAAAGCCUCUUUCUUUCGAAUAUCCUCGAGAUUUGUCAUUAAAGUCGGGAGACAGCGCAAUGUUUUUUUGCCAUGCUUUUGAUUACGGCAAUAAAGAAAUCAACUGGUACUUUUUAAAUAGUACAAACCCAAUGAACAUAGACAUAGAAACUGUGGAUCUUUCACAAUUUAAAAAGAUGGACAAUGACAUUGACGUGACAUUGUUAAGUGGCAAGUUGAUAAUCGAUCCUGUGACAAUCCAUGAUGCUGGAUGGUAUAUUUGUGUUCAAAAAGGAUUUGAAAGACCUUUAAUGGCCGAAGCCCAAUUGAUCGUGGAAAAAAGUUUGAUCAAAGUAACAUCAGUUGAGGAUACGAAUCAAGACGAAAAUAUCUCUGAUGACAAACAUUUUGUAUUGAGUCUUUUACCGAUGUUAUCCACACUUCCAAUGGACAAGAAACUCAAAGCUCGAAUAGCUAUUGAAACUUUGGUGCACAACAUAGCUUUCCCAGAUCUGAAUGCAGCAGAAAAUACUCACGCUGAAGAAAAGAAUACCACGGAAAAAUCGUCUACCAAUACUGAUAGUAUUAUAACGAUCUAA
This is a messenger RNA of Macrosiphum euphorbiae (potato aphid), 1287 nucleotides long. NCBI's taxonomy places the organism in Eukaryota, Metazoa, Arthropoda, Insecta, Hemiptera, Aphididae. The record is from the annotation of a GenBank genome assembly.